Messenger RNA from Homarus americanus (American lobster), 366 nucleotides. Its product is annotated as polycystic kidney disease 2-like 1 protein. The record is from RefSeq and is a predicted model, not a curated record. Gene Ontology annotation, biological process: detection of mechanical stimulus. The coding region runs from base 97 to 333 and encodes 78 amino acids. The transcript has 3 exons. Gene Ontology annotation, cellular component: membrane. NCBI's taxonomy places the organism in Eukaryota, Metazoa, Arthropoda, Malacostraca, Decapoda, Nephropidae. Gene Ontology annotation, molecular function: calcium channel activity.
GACAUUCCUGGCAUUUGGGCAGCUGUUUUACCUACUAUAAUUCCAAUCAUUAUGACUACAAGACCUUCAUGACUUCAGUUGAAGCCAUUUUCUGCCAUGCUUGGUAAAUUUGAUUAUCGUGGAGUGGAACAGUCAUCUCCAGGCAUUGGACCAGUCGCUUUUUUCAUCUUUGCCUUUCUUAGCACCAUCAUCAUGGUCAACCUCCUCCUUACUCUUGUCAUCAGAGGCUUUCAAGAGAUCAAGCAUGAUUUGCUGAAGCAAAGCAAUGACUAUGAGAUCGUUGAUUUUAUGGUAAAUAAGGCAAGAAUGGCUGUUGGUCUAGCUCAAAGAUGAAUUUUGGGACCUCUCCAUUCCACUACAGAGGAU